Messenger RNA from Aegilops tauschii subsp. strangulata, 1453 nucleotides. RefSeq names its product homoserine kinase. Gene Ontology annotation, biological process: L-threonine metabolic process. The record is from RefSeq and is a predicted model, not a curated record. Lineage: Eukaryota; Viridiplantae; Streptophyta; Magnoliopsida; Poales; Poaceae. Gene Ontology annotation, molecular function: ATP binding; homoserine kinase activity.
AACCUUUUUCCCCCAAACCCCACCCACCCACGCGCGCACCAGCCACCCCCCACUAUGGCGGCGGCGGCGGCGGCGUCUCCAGCCACCGCGCCCUCCUCCUUCCCCUCCGCCCGCGCCCACAAGCCGACGCUCCUCUCCCUCCGCGUCUCGACCAAGCUCAGACCCUCCGCCGCGGCGGCAUCGGCGGCAUCCGACCCGGCCCCGGCCUUCAGGUCCGUCACGGCCUUCGCGCCGGCGACGGUGGCGAACCUCGGCCCGGGCUUCGACUUCCUGGGCUGCGCGGUCGCCGACGCCUCGCUCUCCCUCGGCGACACAGUCACGGCCACCCUCGACCCCUCGCUGCCCGCCGGCGCGGUCGCCAUCUCCUGCAUCACCUCCCCGUCCCGCCCGCGCCUCGCCGACCGCCUCUCCCGCGACCCGCUCCGCAACUGCGCGGGCAUCGCCGCCGUCGCCGCGCUGCGGGCCCUCGGCGUGCGCUCGCACGGCGUCUCCCUCAGCCUCACCAAGGGCCUGCCGCUCGGCUCCGGGCUCGGCUCCUCGGCCGCGUCCGCGGCCGCCGCCGCCAAGGCCGUCGACGCGCUCUUCGGGUCCCUGCUCCCCCGCGACGGCCUCGUGCUCGCCGGCCUCGAGUCCGAGAAGGCCGUCAGCGGCUUCCACGCCGACAACAUCGCGCCGGCCAUCCUCGGCGGAUUCGUCAUGGUGCGGAGCUACGAUCCCUUCUGCCUCGUCUCGCUGCCCUGCCCGCCGGCGCUCCGCCUCUGCUUCGUGCUCGUCACCCCGGACUUCGAGGCGCCGACGAGCAAGAUGCGCGCCGCGCUGCCGAAGAACAUCGCCAUGGGCCACCACGUGCGCAACUCCAGCCAGGCCGCCGCGCUCGUCGCCGGCGUGCUGCAGGGCGACGCCGCCCUCAUCGGCUCCGCGAUGUCGUCCGACUUCAUCGUCGAGCCCACCAGGGCGCCCCUGAUACCUGGCAUGGCCGCGGUGAAGGCCGCCGCUCUUGAAGCCGGAGCGCUGGGGUGUACCAUCAGCGGAGCAGGCCCGACCGCAGUAGCUGUCAUUGAGGGAGAGGAGAAGGGGGAGGAGGUCGCCCGGAGGAUGAUCGACGCCUUCCUGUCGGUCGGCAAGCUGAAAGCGACCGCCACCGUCGCUCAGCUCGACAGAGCCGGCGCCAGGGUCAUCUCCACCUCAAAUUUGGAGUAGAAACUAGAGAGACUUUGGUGCUCCGUUCCCAUUCGUGUAUCGGCCUGACGGUGUGUACUAGCCUCUCCCCCGAGUUUUGUUUUCCCAUGUAGUAGUAAACUGCUGGGGUUGCGGCCCCAUUGAUCCCAAUAAGCUGGUGUGAUGUAGUUGAAUAGAGCAUCAUUUGGCAUGAUUGUUGGCAUCCAAUCCUGUCUUGUUGUAAUCUGAGUUAAUUUCGCACACUGGAUGAAUAAAAUGCAGUUGAUUUGAGGCA